CCCAAUAGAAAUCAACUUUUUAUGAACUCGUUUGUCCGUGCGCAUCAAAAAAUCUAAAAUCCAAAUUCUCGUCACUCACACGUACUCCACGUCCUCGUACCUACCGUACCACUUGUGCAAGAAGCACAUGUGCAAGGAGUGCAGACCAUCGUUCUGCACGGAAGGCAUACAGUAUGGUACGGUAUACUGUAAUCCUCGAAUAGGAAGGAACCCAAUACAGCAAGGACCGCGGCGCAGGACCGAUGGAUUCCGUUUGUUUCGUUUGUGAUAGCCAGCGAACAAGAGCCAAACAACCUUCCAUUCCAUUGACUUGCAUCCGCGCUGUUGAACACAAAGAACAAACGCCACCCUUCCCACCAUCCAGGCAAUGACGACGAGCAUUGCCACCAAAGGCCGCCAAGGAACUCGCUGGUCGACACCCGGGAACUCGCUCGGACGAAAGCACGCUGUGGCGAUGCUUCUUUUGCCGUUUCUGCUGUUGCUGCUCCCGGAUGGUCUCUUUUUGGCAGGGGCCCUUUGUUUGGGUUCGUCUUCGACGCAUUMCUUUCGCGCUUCUUUCGGCCACCGCUCUGGUUUGUACCGCCUCGGCAGCCAUCGAGCGAGGACACUCGAGAGGAUGCAGGUACAAUKGCGGCUGCGAAAACAAUCCCUGGSCGAACAAUCGCCAACAACUCCAACCAUGAGGGAUCGRUCCUCGAGCUAUUGGUUCUCUGUGGGGGACAGGGUCCGCGUGGUGGAGGAYGUCUACGCAACGACCACGACGUCAAUCGCUACMAGCAGCAACAACAACRACAACGACAACCCCGCGCCGCCACCCACCACAAAAGUCCGACAAAACCUCAGGGGACGGACCGGAACGGUGGUCGAGACCUGGGAAAAAUGCGACGUCGAUCCGACCUGUUGCUGCGCCGAGCAGGUCGACACGGACAUGGCCGUCCGGGUGGCCCUGGACGGCCCACAAAGCAGAGAAGUCUCGUGUGGGAUCACGAAAGAGAACAAAACCGAGAACGAGAACGAAACCCUCCCCGGUGCCACCACCGCUUCUGCUCCCGUCGACCCGUUUGGUGAGGAUUGUUUUUAUUAUUACUUUGCGGAAGACGAACUGGUCCGGUUGCGGUAGCGCCGGAAUGGGACGGACAAACGCAUCGGUACUGUAAUAAAACGAAUGGAGCGGAACACUAGUAGAGGCAGGAGUGUAUGUUUGUAUGUAUGUAGGUACUGGUAUGUGUUUAUAUUGCAUAGGUCGUUGUAUGUGCAGGUAGUAGAUAUACAGUCUCUCUCGGAAUCGGCUCGCGGUGGCCCAUCCGAUGGCAGGUGCGAUGUAGAGUGGAUUGGAUUGGAUUGGAUUGGAAUGGAAUGGAGUGGAGCGGGGUCGAAUGGUCUAGCAUGGUGCGGUGUGAUCUCGUCUCGUCCGGCCUCGUCUCC
Pseudo-nitzschia multistriata is the source of this 1425-nucleotide messenger RNA. The record is from the annotation of a GenBank genome assembly. Lineage: Eukaryota; Bacillariophyta; Bacillariophyceae; Bacillariales; Bacillariaceae.